Molecule: messenger RNA, 273 nt
Organism: Ectocarpus sp. CCAP 1310/34
Lineage: Eukaryota; Phaeophyceae; Ectocarpales; Ectocarpaceae
Source: the annotation of a GenBank genome assembly
AUGUUCGCUGCACAACGAAAGCAGGAGACGGACAACCCCUCGGUGAAGCUACAGGACCCCUUCGUGAUCCAAAAACUUGCCCCACCACCGGCGAACUGCAACGUCAUCCUGAUCGCUGCCGGGACCAGUAUCAACCCAAGUGUUCCCCUUCUCCCCUCGGAAGAAAGUGGGGCGCCGUCGUCGAGGUCCAGGCUGGCCCUGGUCUGGCAAGCGACGAGCGAGGCCGACCUCUUCGGCGCCGACGAAAUUGCGGCCAUGCAGGGCUCCGAAUAA